Rubroshorea leprosula is the source of this 1483-nucleotide messenger RNA. The record is from the annotation of a GenBank genome assembly. Lineage: Eukaryota; Viridiplantae; Streptophyta; Magnoliopsida; Malvales; Dipterocarpaceae.
UCUUAACACUACCACGUGGCAAUCACCCAUUAGCGCCGACCAUUUCCUUCCCUCUCUUGUAACACUUGAACGGAGUCUUCUUCUUCACUUUCUCUCCUCCUUAGUGGGAUUUCUUCAAUUUCAUCAUCUUCCCGAAAAUCCCAUCUAGGAUUCCGGUAACAAAAAAACAAAUACCCUACGAAGAAAUUUAAUCAUGAUGGGCUCAUCAGUUUGGAGCCAUCCAAUCUUGUUGCAAUCAGGAUCGAUCCAGGGUAGAAAUGUUACGGAGCUCACACUGCGCAGUGUUAUGUACACCAUGCCGGUAGCAUUCAGGCUGCAGCCGGUGAACAAGCCCCGGUACAGUGUCAGACCCCAAUCAGGGAUUAUACCGCCACUCGUGACAUUGACGGUUGAGAUUGUUUACCAUCUUCCUCCGGGGUCAAUGCUUCCGGACAAGUUCGCUCACUGUGAUGAUUCAUUCCUUCUCCGUAGCGUAGUGGUUCCCGGUGUUGCAAUCAAGGAUCCGUUGUCGACUUUUGAUGCUGUACCAAAUGAGUGGUUCAUGACAAGGAAGAAGCAGGUGUUUAUAGAUAGUGGGACGAAGGUGAUGUUUGUGGGUUCCUCUGUUUUGGUUCAUCUUGUCAUAGAUGGGGCAAUGGAUGAAAUCAGGAAGAGUCGCUCUGGCUCCACGCCGCUUGAAGCUGCUGCAACUGCAGGGGAAGCCCUAAUUGUCGAGCUUUUAUUGGCUCACAAGGCCUGGACAGAGCGGUCUUCCAAUUUGGGUCCGAUCCACCUCGCUGCUGGGGGGCCCUUUGGAUCUGGACUUAGCGACGAGCAGACGGUGAAACUGCUGCUUCAGAAAGGAGCCAACAAGGAAAUCCGAAACAAGCUGGGAAAAACCGCCUUUGAUGUUGCUGCCGAGUACGGCUAUGCCCGCCUUUUUGAUACACUAAAGCUCAGAGAUAACUUCUGUGUUGCCGCUAGAAAAGGGGAGACGAGAACCCUUCAGAGGUUGAUAAAAAAUGGGGUAGUGAUCAAUGGAAGAGAUCAAAAUGGAUGGACGGCUUUACACCGAGCAUCAUUCAAGGGAAAAUUGGAAGCAGUGAGGGUUCUGAUAGAUAAUGGUGUUGACAUUGAAGCGAAGGAUGAAGAAGGCUACACGGAUGUGACUGCAACGAUUGGAGUUCCUUUCGGUAAUGGGAAACCGGGGAAGGAGGUGGAGAGCAAGAUGGCGGAGAUGAAGAGGAGGGCGGGGAGAGCGAGGGUGUUGAGGGGUAGCUUUGAUAGGUCAUCCAUGGCACCUGUAGCUGUGCUUUAGGUGGAAAUUAAUUAUGAGGUCUUUUUACUUCCUGAAUUCAUGAAGUUUCGAGAGCUGGAACUGAAUUCUUCUUUCUCGUGAGAAUUUGUGAAAAGUUUGCAUAAGAGACCCAUUAUAUCUUUUGUAAGUUCGAUAAAUUUAAAUACGGCGUUUUGAAAGGCAACUUAAUAAAAUUGGGUGAAAGGU